Messenger RNA from Hibiscus syriacus, 2017 nucleotides. RefSeq names its product probable protein phosphatase 2C 27. The record is from RefSeq and is a predicted model, not a curated record. Lineage: Eukaryota; Viridiplantae; Streptophyta; Magnoliopsida; Malvales; Malvaceae. Gene Ontology annotation, biological process: protein dephosphorylation. The transcript has 4 exons. The coding region runs from base 668 to 1819 and encodes 383 amino acids. Gene Ontology annotation, molecular function: protein serine/threonine phosphatase activity; cation binding.
UUUCAUUCCCCAUUUCUCUGUUUCCCUUGGACAAACUCACACAGGAACAAAAAAACUAGAAAAAGGGCAUAGGCAAAACACAAAGAAUCAUAAUAUCUACCCUUGGCGAAGGUUUCGCUUUUUUUUUCUCUCCAGUUCUGAUCUGGGGUUUCUUUUUUUCUUUUUUGAGUAAUUCUUGCAACAGCUUUCAGUGACUAUAAAAAUCCAAAAUUUUGAUGGGCCGUUGGAUAGCUUGAUUCAAAGGUAAUUGAAGGCUUAGUUAUCCAAUUAAGUUUGAUUUUUUCUUUCUUUUGAUGCCAUCUGGGUUAGGUUAGUUUGAUCUCGAAGUUGACUCCAGUUCUUGAUAUUUUACCCAAUGGAUUGGUUUUCUCAGAUUUCUGAAUUGUUGCCAAGGAACCCUGAUGCACAAAGUAUAAGAUUCCUAGAGGUUGGGAUUUCUUCAAGGCAUUUGAUUACUUGGAUUAUUUUAUCUGUGUGGUAAGAAACUUAAGUUUGGCUAUAGUUGAAUCUACAAGCUUGAUUUGAGAGAUCCAUGAUACGUUGCUUCAGGAUUUGGUUGCGGUUUGGAACCUUUUUCCCUGAGAAUUUUACAAAAAAUAUUGUUUUUUAGAACUUUAAACUUGAAAGGGUUUGUUCGAGAUCUUUAAUUUAUGGUCGGGAAAGGAAUAUGGCAGCGGAUAUGGAUUUUACACCUCCAUGUGGAAUCAUAGAAGAUAGUUAUAGUAAGGAUAAUGCAUCAGAUAUGGAAAAUGAGGAUUUGGAUUAUGUGAAACGAGUCUCCCUUGGUAAACCUCCCCGCCACCUCUCAGUUGUGCGCAAUUCCAUGGGGUCGGCGAAGUUGAUUGCUGAGGUUAAUUUGGAAUUGGAUAUUGGUAUUAGAGUCCACAAGUCAUCUUCUGAUGAAAAGAACGAGUUUUUGCCCAUAUUACGAUCAGGAAGUUGUGCUGAAACGGGACCCAAACAGUGUAUGGAGGAUGAACACAUUUGCAUAGAUGAUCUUAUUGGACAUUUGGGGACAACUGGAGAGGUUCCUUCUCCUGGAGCUUUCUAUGGGGUUUUCGAUGGUCACGGAGGAAUAGAUGCAGCCUUAUUUAUCAGGAAAAAUAUCCUUAAAUUCAUAGUUGAAGACUUGCAUUUUCCAAUUUGUGUGGAGAAGGCAAUCAAGAGUGCUUUUCUAAGAGCUGAUUAUUCAUUUGCAGAUGCUAGUUCUCUUGAUAUAUCCUCUGGCACCACUGCAUUAAUUGCGUUUAUUUUCGGAAGGACCUUGAUAAUUGCAAAUGCGGGGGAUUGUCGAGCUGUGUUGGGAAGGCGAGGUAGAGCGAUAGAAAUGUCCAAGGACCACAAACCUAAUUGCACAUCUGAAAGACUAAGAAUUGAGAAGCUUGGCGGAGUAAUUUAUGAUGGCUACCUCAAUGGUCAAUUAUCUGUGGCACGAGCACUCGGAGAUUGGCACAUGAAGGGGCCAAAAGGAUCUGCCUAUCCUUUAAGUGCAGAACCGGAGUUGCAGGAGACAGAGUUAAGCGAGGAGGAUGAAUUCUUGAUAAUGGGAUGUGAUGGGCUGUGGGAUGUCAUGAGCAGCCAGUGUGCUGUGACUAUGGCAAGGAAGGAGCUGAUGUUUCAUAAUGAUCCCGAAAGAUGUUCAAGAGAGCUCGUCAGGGAGGCACUGAAGCGCAACACGUGCGAUAAUCUAACGGUAAUUGUGGUUUGCUUCUCCUCUGACCCUCCACCUCGAAUAGAAAUACCACAAUUCUGUGUUCGGAGGAGCAUAUCAGUGGAAGGGUUGAAUUUUCUAAAGGGCGUGCUGGAUGGCAAUGGAUGAAACAAGUCGAUAUACGAAAGAGGUGGAGGCUGCAGGCUAACAUCCGUCCACGUUAAAGGACAUGCUUAUGAUGUAGCAUGUGACUUUUAUGAGUUAUUAAAUGCUGUACAUCUGAGAUAACUUGGCAGGAUUCGAUGUCGGACCUUUAUUUGGUUUCUCUGUUCCUUCAUCAUCUGCUUGCUUCCGCCUUGAGACAUA